Symbiodinium natans is the source of this 234-nucleotide messenger RNA. The record is from the annotation of a GenBank genome assembly. Lineage: Eukaryota; Dinophyceae; Suessiales; Symbiodiniaceae.
AUGGCGGCAAGCCGCGACAUGGGCCGCACUGCCUCCACAUGGGUCUUCAACGCCACGCGAUUGCUUUUCCGGCAGGCCAAAGAGGCCUGCGACUCUUACUGGAUGCGGUGCCUCGACCGCUCGAAGAUUCAGCAGCGCCUGGAGAUGGGCGCCCACGUAGUCAUCAAGACGCACGAGUGGACUGGCGAGAUGUCACAAACAUCCUUUGACGAGGCGCUCCUCGUCAAGUCUUGA